UCUCCGCACACGCUGCUGACAGACACACAGAACGGAGGUAGACGGAGUGAGCUGCCUGUGAGAUUGAGCUGCAGUCAGUUGUAGUUUAUAAAUGGAGGAUUCAUGUUUUCUUCCCAUUGGCUCGCGGUAUCAGAGCGACCGCUGUGUGUCUCAUCCCUACAGCCGUGACGGGGACAGACGCUCAAGACACUGAGACAGACAGAGGGAGAGAGAGGAGGGACACACACCGACUGACUCAAGUGUGAGAAGGCUGUCGGUCCAGCAAACACAUCGUACGGACUGGGAACCAUCUGACUGAGACAUGGGGUGUCGGCUCCCUAAGCUGCGUAAGGCGGAGGAGAGGCGAAGCCCGGGAAAUAUCUACUCCACCCUCAGACGACCUCAGGUGGAGACUAAAGUGGGUGUGGCGUACACCUACCACUUCCUGGAUUUCCUGUUGGGGAAAGAAGAGGUGCCGGUGUCCUCGGUGCUGUGUCUGUCCUCGGUCAGAGAGCUACCGGUUCAGGUGAGGGAACUCUACGCGCAGGGUUUCGUCCUGGUCGCCGUCCACCCGUUUGUUCAUCCCUGCGGCCCUCGCCACGCACACAUCCAGCGCCAGCUUCACCGGGCCGUGCUGGUCCGAGAGACGCCAAGUUCAGAGAAGAGCCAACUGAGGUGGGCAGGUCAUCGUCUGGAGACAGAUGUGUGUGUGGCGGGUCACCAGGCUGCUGACCCAGAGGUGAUCCAGAGCUACGUCAAGAGGAUCCAGGAUGUAGCGGAGCAAGGGGUGAUGUUCGUGGGCUUUCUCCAGCAGCCAGGUGGCGGACCCUGCUUCUUGGGGAACUGGGACCCCGAGGAGCUGUCAUCCUUACAUUCAAGCCCUUCGCCUAUACAUCGAGACCCCUUCAGCGCCAACACCAGCCCAACAGAUCCAACAGAAGCACAUCAAAAUGGCGUAGAACCUCUGCAUCACCCCUUUGAACCUCAAGAGUUAGAUCUUGAAAAUGUAGACUGUAGCACACAACCUUCGGCGCCCAGAGAACCAGACUUCAACCCUCUGAAACCCACCCAGAGUUCAGAGCUCAACACAGAGGAGUCUGAUGAACCAACCUCACAGAUCGGUUUCAAAGAGUCACUAGAAUCAACCAACCAACCUCAAAAUCACAGUAAACCUGGUGUGGAUGCACUUCAGUGGUGUCCAAGUCAAAACCUAGCAGAUACCCAAGGGAGCCAGCUGUGUCUCUCGGAAAGUACAGGUACAGUCAGACAGCAGGAGCACGGUCGGCCAGAGCACAAAGAAUCUACAGAGAAUCUAUUUCACCUUCCGAACCAGAGAGAAAGACGAAGUUCGAGCUCGGACAGCUGGCACAGCUCUCCGGAACUGGAUCACCACCACGAAAAGAAGUCCAGCUCUGUCUGUGCACAUGGACAAAGCAGAGUCACAACACACAACAACAACCACAUUCGGCUCAAGGGUUCAGAGAAAGAUAAGAACAUGACUUCACCGCCACCGCAGGGUAGGAUGCAGCUCUUUGCCCUGUACAACCACACAGGGGAGCUGAACACUGCUCUGAGGUUCUACUCGCUGAGGGUGCCACUUCGAGUACAAAAGGAAGCGGGGCUCAUCACGGAAGUCGACGCGCACUGGCUUGACCACAUGACUCAGCAUUUCACCAGCGGUGCGCACCUCAUCGACGGGUUCUUCCACCUUGGGGACGACAACGACAAUGGGGUUUCAUCUGUAGACGGUGUGUUCAUCUUCCAGAGCUCUGCAGAGGAGACCACAAACGCGUCCUAUGAUGCCAUCGUGGUUGAGCAGUGGACCGUUGUUGAUGGUGUGGUGGUGAAGACAGACUACAUCCCAUUGCUCCAGUCUUUAGCUCCAUAUGGAUGGAGGUUAAUGUGUGUGUUACCUACACCGAUUGUCAAGACCAACAGUGACGGGAGUUUGUCGACCAAGCAAAUCCUCUUCCUUCAGAGACCCGUUUUGCAACGCAAGAGAAAAGACUUCAAGAUGCUGAGCCUCAGGGGUCGCAGCAAGGCAAAGAAAAACUCUACAGGAGAAGAGGAGAGAGAGAACAGGUCCCCCGCGAUGGAGGCCGAGAUGGACAGGUUGGGAAGUAACACAAAAGAGGAGGAAGAGGAAGAAGCAGCAGAGGCGAGGAAGAGCAGGGGUAGUGGAAGGAGCGAAAGGGCGAGCCUUCAGGAAGGUGGAGAGGAGAGGGAAGAGGAUGCACGGCAUCAAAAGGGCCCCUUGUUCCUAUCAGGGAGCAGCGUUUCUCUUGAAGACCAGGAGGAGGAAACUGACAUUGACAAGAUCCUUCUGUCAGCGCAGGAGAAGUCGGUGAGAUGGACAGAUGUGUGUCAGAGAGAUGAUGGAGUGGUCAAGGAGGAGGUGAAAACGGAAGAGCGGAUCAAACACCAGCUGUUUUCUGGCGUCUGUUGACACAUUGGGCACAAGGCAGGGGAAGGGAAGCUGAAACCUGGUUAGUUUAUCAAAAAAGUCUUUUAAAAGUGUUUUGUUGAUCUGGAUUUUUAGCUCCUCUGUGGACGUUCCAGAUGUGGUCAUAUAUAGUGUAUUUACAUCACAUACUGGUGCUCACGCUUCAGUCUGCUCUGUUUAGGACGCGAGUCUUUGAGGUUGUAGCUACUGUAAAUUGGGAGAGUGUUGUGCAGUUUUUCUGCUUUGGGUCAAUGUUACUAUUUGAUGUGUCUUAAUAUGAAAUGAAAUGAGACUGUACAGGACAAUACAGUAGAACCCAGAAGCGGAAGAAGUCUCCAGUCUAAGCCUUAAGUAUUAUUUUCUUGCCUAUUGUUGUAUUUUACUACUUUCUCGUCAUAGGACUGUUAAAAAGGGAGUAUUGAUUUCACUGGGCUCAUUGUAUUUUUAUAUGUAAAGUAUAUAAAUGAAGAUAGGAAAAAACGUAACAAAGUAUGUAGGAAGCUGCAUUAAAGCCCAACUGAUACAUCUACAUUGGCCAAUUUUAGCUUAUUAGACAUCAAUAUCACUUUAAACGUUGGCCCAUAAACAAGAAACAGUACAGAUAUGCCAAAGAUGCUUGAGGUAAUUUAUAAACAGUUGUCAUCAUGUAAUUCCUCCACCAGAGUGAGUUUAUUUUUAAAAUGUUUCACUCAGUACAUAUCUUGGUCAUAAUUUUUCCAAAUACCAAAUUUAGGGAAUAAAAACAUAGUUGGAAAAAAUAAUGUCAACCAGUAUGUAGUUAUCAGAUUUUUUUUUUGUAAUUUUCAAAUUUGUCUUGGCCAAAAAAAUAAAUAAAAUGAAUAAAAUACAUUAUUACAAUACAGUAUCAGCCAGAUUCUACACUGCAUUUGGGCAAUAUGUGGUACAUUACUGGGUGUCUAAAUGUUAAAGGGUCAGUUCGUGUAACUUAUAUAAAAAAAAGACGUUUGUCAUCAGUUCUAGUAAAAUAGAUAGAUCUGGUUCUUUUUGGCUGGGAUUUGAGAUAUACUGUUUCCACCUCAGUAUGAUUUUGUGAUGCUUGUUUAAAAAAAGAAAAGUUCAGUAGUGAUUAUUAUUACUCUGGAUUAUCGACCUACGUACAUUUGACACUUUCCUUAGAGACGUAAUCUUUGACACUUUGCUGUUAAUCUUUGAUGCUGGGAGCAUCACAGAAUAUUUCUGUUCACCUCCAUUGUAUUGGUGCGGUCUCGAAGCCUGGCUAAACCACACCAAAGUUGUCUGUUUGGCAAGAUGCUACAAGAAAAUGCUUUUUAGUAAUUUGAGUGAACUGACCCUUUAAGGGUUUCCUCUACAGAGAACGUGUACAUUAGAAAUAAGCUAUUUAUUACUUAUUUCCUGGACCACCUGUGUUGUGUGUAAGUAAUGUGACAUGUAAGUCUUUAUAUAAAAGAGGAGGUCAAUAAAGUGUUAAAGGAAAUUGA
Molecule: messenger RNA, 3882 nt
Organism: Seriola aureovittata
Lineage: Eukaryota; Metazoa; Chordata; Actinopteri; Carangiformes; Carangidae
Gene: rftn1a
Product: raftlin, lipid raft linker 1a
Exons: 10
Coding region: 302-2425 (707 amino acids)
Source: RefSeq, a predicted model, not a curated record